This is a messenger RNA of Orcinus orca (killer whale), 1981 nucleotides long. It is a transcript of the gene LSP1, whose product is annotated as lymphocyte specific protein 1. Bases 16 to 1533 code for a protein of 505 amino acids. The transcript has 11 exons. Gene Ontology annotation, molecular function: actin binding. NCBI's taxonomy places the organism in Eukaryota, Metazoa, Chordata, Mammalia, Artiodactyla, Delphinidae. Gene Ontology annotation, biological process: signal transduction. The record is from RefSeq and is a predicted model, not a curated record.
GCAAGAGGGCGAGGGAUGGGGCCGGCUGCGUUCUGGGCUGGCCCACGGGGACUGGGGGAAGCCAGGCCAGAAACUACGGUGUCAGAGGGGCGUGGCUGCUUUGGGCCCACCCAAGGGCCCGCAUCCGGGGGUGGGGUGGCUCCUGCCCUGGUCAGGCCAGGCGCCCGGUGGGCGGUGCUGCCACGGGUCCGGGUGGUCUGUCGUUCAGAGCGGGUACUGCCCUGGGAGCCCGGGCGAGCCAGCAGCAGGGGGUACAGGGACCAAGUGGCCCAGCCCCUUGGGCAGGGUGUCAGGGCCGGAGCCCAGAGCGCUGAGGUUCAGGCCAGGCUCCAGCCCCGACCCGCAAACCAGAGUGGGAGAGAGCGGCAAGUGAGUGGCGGCCAGCGCGCACCGGGCACCUGGGGGCUGGCGCCCCUGUCCCUGCCAGAGCCUCGAGACGGCGCCCCACGGCUCCUGGGCCCUGAGGGACAGCUGGACAGGGUGUGGGCCCCAGGAGCGGCUCAGCACAGGCUCGCCACUCAGUGGAGCGUGGAAGGAGAGGAGGGUGCCGCCCGGGGGCAGCGCGAGCAGGAGAGGGCCUGGCAGCUUCGGGCCCAGGAUGAGGGCGAAGGAGGCCAGUCCCUGGAGCAGCUAGAGCAGGAGAAGCUCCUCAGCCCGAAGCCCUCGGAGGGCCCUGAACUGGACGAGGACGAGGGUUUCGGCGACUGGUCCCAGAAGCCGGAGGAGCGGCGGCAGCACCGCGGGGCUGGGGAGACCGUGGACGGUGGGGCCCCCCCUCAGGGCGAGAGUCCGGAGGGGGGGCAGGAGGAGGACAGGCCCCGCCAGCACGCCUUUGGGAGCCAGGGUGGCGACGAGCUGACCCCAGCCGGGGUCUGUCUGGAGGAGCUGCGUCUGAGCCCCGACUCAGAGCCCCAGGAGGGGCCGGGAACAGAGGACACAGAGCCCAACGGCCCCGAGGGAGCCGUCCAGGGAAGCCCAGGGCUGGCAGAGACCGAGGAGGCAGAGGAUGAGCAGCACCAGAGAUGCCAGCAGCGCAGGACGCCCAGCCCCUUGGUCUUGGAGGGGACGGACCCGGGCUCGCCUCCCCUGAGCCCCAGCACCAAACUCAGCGACAGAACUGAGUCCCUGCACCGCUCCAUUCAGAAGAGUAACAGCAUGAAGAAGUCCCAGCCAGCCCUGCCCAUCUCCACGAUUGAAGAGAGGCUGGAGCAGUACACGCAGGCCAUCGAGACCUCUGGCCGGACCCCAAAGCUAGCCCGCCAGCCGUCCAUCGAGCUGCCCAGCAUGGCCGUGGCGAGCACCAAGAGUCGCUGGGAGACGGGAGAGGUGCAGGCUCAGUCCUCCGCCAAGUCCCCCACCUGUAAGGAUAUUGUCGCUGGAGACCUGAGCAAGAGGAACCUCUGGGAGCAGAAAGGAGGCCCCAAGGCUUCGCCGAUGCUCAAGAGCACCCCGUCUGCCAAGAGGUACAAGUUUGUGGCCACUGGACACGGGAAGUACGAGAAAGUGCUCGUGGACGAGGGCUCGGCGCCCUAGGCCGUCCUUCUCGCUUUCCCAAGACUGCAGCACCGCCAGCGGCACCUCCUGGCUCCCGACCCACGUGCCCAGGGGAGAGGCCGGCCAGAUGAACACCCCCCCCCCCCACUGGCCCCGCCGAAGAAGCUGCUUCUUAUGGUCUGCCUGGCCCGCGUGCACCCCCGGCAUCCGUCACCUCUUGCUCCUGGACCCUCCAACCUUUCCCUCUGACCCCCAGCUCUGCCCCUCACAGUUCCGGGAGGAAAGGAACUCUGGCUGUUGGUUGGCAGAAGGACCACCUCCAGAGAAGCUGCGAGCUCCCAGGGAAGGCGCAGCCGGUGCAGAGAGAGGCCACGUGCUGGGGCCUCUGUGUCCAAAGCCACCAACACCCACAACAGCACUGGGCCCCCCCGCCCCGCCCCGCUUGCAGCCCUCCACUUUGUGCAGUAAACUCCCUUUGGUGUCUCCA